Molecule: messenger RNA, 1164 nt
Organism: Glarea lozoyensis ATCC 20868
Lineage: Eukaryota; Fungi; Ascomycota; Leotiomycetes; Helotiales; Helotiaceae
Product: Protein kinase-like (PK-like)
Exons: 2
Coding region: 1-1164 (387 amino acids)
Source: RefSeq, a predicted model, not a curated record
AUGGAGAUUCCGUCGGAAAACUUUAUGCAUCCGGAGGAUAGUAUGAGCGAUCUUAUUUUUGAACCUGAAAAUACAAUAAGACCAGAAGCAGUCGUCGAACGCAAGAAACAGCUAGGCGUGGCGAGAAGAAAAUUAAAGGAUCAUGAGCUGUGUUGGGCUUGCGGCUGGACAAAUUUGCACCAGAUGAGCAGUUCUUAUAAUCCACGGCUCAAAAUUGUAACAACCAGAGAGAACAUGGGAAUCUGGGCACUAGGCUCGAAAUAUCUUCUUAAGGACUUCCCAAACGAUGGUUCUUCUCCGGGAAACGACUACGUCACGCACCGAUUUCUACAGAGUCAACCAAACUCAGGGGUUCCCCUUCUCAAGGAAAUGCAGCUCCUUAGUAAGCCUACGGAUAAAACUUACUUGCUUCUAAUGUCACGCUCGGAAAGCAAGUCCCUUAGUUCCAUUUGGCCAGAUGUAACGAUCAAACAAAGACUUGAUCUAAGGAAACAAAUGCUUAAAAUCCUUCAGGACCUUCGAAAAUUUACUGCAUCAGGGGCACAAACAGUUGAUGGGGGUAAACUUUCCGACUAUAUACUCGGUGGUUGUAGCGUCACUAGGCCUAUGUGUAAAACAAUCGGCUUCGACACGGAAGAAUGGUUCGCCAAUAUUGAAGAGGAACUUCGUGUUGGAUUGGAAAAGAUCCAUGAAACCAAGGACCCUAUCAUCAUUGAAAGAGAGUACCAAAAGCUAAAAAGCAACUUUCCAAAGUCGGAACCUUAUACUCUCACCCAUGGAGAUCUGACCCUUGGCAAUAUUAUGGUCGAUGAAAACAUACAAAUUACAGAGAUUAUUGAUUGGGAACAUGCCGGUUACUAUCCAUGGUGGGCUGAAUGGUGGUUCAGCAGGAUGCAGGCGCAAGACGGCAGCCGACCUCUACUCAAACCAGUUUUUCCACUUCUUGAACACUCUAUGAACCUUGCAACUUUUGAUACCGAGGUAUUGGAUCCUGUAGGGAAAGUCAUUCAAGCUUGGCAAAAGUGUGACAUAGCUCACCCCCAUUACCUUGAUCGAUGGCUACGUCCGCCUUUCUCUGCGUCCGAGCCUUACGAUGGCGAGUUUGUGUUGGGACAUAUGGGGGGAAUUACUAAAAGAGAGCACGUUAUCAAGAGAUCACCUUAG